Molecule: messenger RNA, 420 nt
Organism: Nannizzia gypsea CBS 118893
Lineage: Eukaryota; Fungi; Ascomycota; Eurotiomycetes; Onygenales; Arthrodermataceae
Product: MRP-L27 domain-containing protein
Exons: 2
Coding region: 1-420 (139 amino acids)
Biological process (GO): translation
Cellular component (GO): mitochondrial large ribosomal subunit
Molecular function (GO): structural constituent of ribosome
Source: RefSeq, a predicted model, not a curated record
AUGUUCAGACCUACACAGUGCAUGCAGGCUCGCCUGCGAUUGACCACAAAGCAAGUUGGUCCCGGUUACUACAAGGGUAACCGAACAGGCUCAAUGGGACAUUUUGGUCGCAAGAAGGGAACAUACAUUAUAGAGUGGGAGAAAGUCCGCACCUAUGUUGUACCCGAAGGGCUUGCGGAGUUCAAGCUUACACCCUUUGUUACGAAACGAAUGGAACCGACGAGGACACUAUACACGAAGACGAUUGAUCACGGCCACAAAGAAGCAACUUAUCCACGAGGAUAUACUGGCAAGGAUUUCUUAAAGGAGUGGGCCGAGGAGAACGAGGCAGAAGUUGACGAGUUGAGAUUGCGCCAGGAGGAAAUCAGUGCGGAACAGCAGUCCGCCGAGACACAAGCGACCAAGGACGAGAAACAAUAA